UCGACCGGAUCCUGUGUUUACCCGUCCAGAGGAGGAGGAGAACAAACCCGCAGCCACAUCAGCAGCAGAGAGGAGCACAGGGGAUAAUGCCCUUAGCCCGCCCUGGGAGCUCGAGGGACUCGGACGUUCCCCGCAGGAACAUGCACUUCAGGAGCGGUCCCCCUCUUCUGCUGUUGCUGCUGCCCCUUUGUCUGCUGGGGAGCGUGGUGGAGGUGAAAGGGCAGGAGUGGGGGUACCUGCAGGAGGCCCUCGAGGCCCUGGGUCUUCCCCAGGGGACGGAUGACAGACCCCAGCUCCAGAGGAACAAAACCGGGGUCCUGAUCUCCAUGCUUCUACAGGCGGUGCACUGUGCAGAGCAGACAGGCACCUCUCAAGACAACUGCGACGAGUGCCUGACACCGGAGGUAGCCCUCUCUGCGCUAGAGGAUGAUGGGAAAUCUUACCUCACGGAGGACGACUACCAGCGGAUCUCCACUGUUCUGCUGUACUACAUCAUCAACCUGCAAGACCUGUGUGUGUCAGACGCCGCCUCCUCUUCCUCCCUUUCCUCCCCCUCCUCGUCAUCUGGGAACUAUCAGUUCUACCUCCUGGCCCUCACCAAUCUACACCCCACUGAGGACGACCAGUUCCUGUCACUCAGUGAAACCGAGAGUAUUCUGCAGGUCAUCAACCAGCACUACCACCCCUCCAACCUGCAAGACGCCUCCUUGGAUAUGCAAUGCAUCGAUGCCGCUCAUCUUCUCCAAGAUGUUGACGUGAAAGAAAACCCAGGUGCUGAUGAGUCCUCUGUGCCCAGAGUGGCUGCAGCCAUUAUCAGCCACAUCCUGCAGGGCCACUGCUUCAGACGGAGGAAUCUCCCAUCACCAGCCUUCUUCACCGACUAUAUCUUUCAAUCCCUGAAUCGCACAAGCAACCUGCAGAUCCCAGACCUGGAGGAGUUGCUGCAUCAGCUGGGAUUGGGCAGGGAGGGAGCAUCUCUCUCUCACGGCAGGAAGAGGCGGAGCAUCGCAGGAGGAGCCAAGCAUCAGGUGGACGGAUGUGACCAUGAAACUGGAGCAAUAACCAGAGACUGGACUGAGAUGUGUUUUUCAGCCAAUCAGCUGGUGGAUAUUUUUGCCCUGGAUCCUCAUUCGCCGAUUUCCAAGGAGCACUUCACACAGAUUUGCCCGGCCAUUAUUCAGCAGUUGCUAGGCGAUGCCUGUGAGUCUGCAGAGCCAGAAACCAGAGGAUCACUGCCGACUGCUCUGGAGAAGUACGGCUACAGCACGGCUGCCGUCCUGCUCAUCACGGUGGGCUCCAUGCUCGGCAUCUGCCUGAUCUUCUUCAACUCCUGCCAGGAGACGUACACGCUCAUCCUGCAGCUGUUCGUGGGCCUGGCGGUGGGAACCCUGUCAGGAGACGCUCUGCUGCACCUCAUCCCACAGAUUCUGGGCCUCCAUGGCCACACUCACAGCGGUGAUGACGAGCAACACACCGAAGGGAAGGAGUAUCUGUGGAAGAUUCUGGGCAUGAUCGCUGGGAUUUAUGGCUUUUUCCUUAUUGAAAGAAUGUUCUCCUUUAUAUUUCCUGCUCAUGGCCACGGUCAUUCCAGUGACCUCCCCCUGGAGCUCAACUGUAAUGGUCAGUCACAGAGAGGCAAGUCCAUCUCCACCAUACAGCUGGGACCAGUGGACGACUUGGAGUGUACGGAAAUAUCUCCUGAGCAUGCAGACACGAGGAGGCCUUCACAUCAGAGACAGGGGGUUUCUCGGCUGGCCGUGAUGGUAAUUGUGGGAGACAGCCUCCACAACUUUGCCGAUGGCCUGGUCGUCGGGGCGGCCUUCUCCUUUUCAGCCGAGACUGGAAUGGCGACCACCGUGGCCAUCCUGUGCCACGAGAUCCCGCACGAGAUGGGGGAUUUUGCCGUGCUGCUCAGCUCUGGACUCUCGGUGAAGACGGCCAUGCUCAUGAACCUCCUCAGCGCCCUGACGGCCUUCAUCGGCCUCUACAUUGGACUCUUCGUUUCCACAGAGGCAGAUGUGCAGCAGUGGAUCUUCGCCGUCACUGCAGGGAUUUUCCUCUACCUGUCACUGGUGGAAAUGCUUCCAGAGAUGAGUCGGGUGAAGACGGACAGACCGUGUCUCCUGUUUUUCCUGCAGAACCUGGGUCUGUUGAUGGGUUGGUCCUGUCUCCUGCUGCUCGCGCUCUAUGAACAUGAACUCAAAUUUUAAAAUGCACACAGAGCAAGGCAUCUCUUCAUGCAGGGUUUGAAGCGAAAUAACUUGAGACUUGAUUUUUUGUGUUUUGGAAUCACUAUUUAAAAUAAGCUGUUGAUUAUUAUCUGCUGCUGUGCACAACAACUGUUUGUGCAAGUGUUAGCUUGUGGUUCCAGUAAUUAUCGGUGAGCACAGUAAAAAAUGUG
Platichthys flesus (European flounder) is the source of this 2401-nucleotide messenger RNA. Its product is annotated as zinc transporter ZIP12-like. Gene Ontology annotation, molecular function: zinc ion transmembrane transporter activity. The record is from RefSeq and is a predicted model, not a curated record. The coding region runs from base 87 to 2210 and encodes 707 amino acids. Gene Ontology annotation, biological process: zinc ion import across plasma membrane; intracellular zinc ion homeostasis. Lineage: Eukaryota; Metazoa; Chordata; Actinopteri; Pleuronectiformes; Pleuronectidae. The transcript has 13 exons. Gene Ontology annotation, cellular component: membrane.